Molecule: messenger RNA, 1958 nt
Organism: Dendronephthya gigantea
Lineage: Eukaryota; Metazoa; Cnidaria; Anthozoa; Malacalcyonacea; Nephtheidae
Product: piggyBac transposable element-derived protein 3-like
Exons: 3
Coding region: 483-1889 (468 amino acids)
Source: RefSeq, a predicted model, not a curated record
UUAUGCAAUUCGUGUUUUUAUCCACGCGUGGGUAUGUCACACUUAUGUCAUUAUUUAAUUGAUGAGUCAGCUUUUAUUCUGUGGAGUCCAAGAUGGCGUCAAGGCCGAAGAUAUCAGUGAGUUCAUUUUAUGGCAGUCGAAGACCUCCUGUGAAUUUUACUACUUUGCCAACAGCAAAUGUUAGUGAAGCUUCAUCAGAAGAAAGUGAUGAUGAGGCAUUUGAUAUUGAGUCUCAAGAAAAUACCACAACCUCCGCUUCGGAAAAUGGCAGUGAUCAAGAAGAAGUUCUAGAUCAAGCACCAUCGUCUAGCCGUGAAGAGUUUGAAUAGCUGUUGAGGGGAAAUCAAACAUGGAAAAUUCCACCAAAUUCAAACAUUGAUGAGAGAAAGCUAAAACUCAACCCAAAUUUGGAAAAUAGUCUUUCAAAGAAUAGCCCACCAAUAGAGUUUUUCAAUUUGUUUGUUACAAGUGAAUUGCUGGACAUGAUUCUAGAACAAACUCAAAUAUACGCAACCUCCCAGUCGAUAAACAACAGCAGUGCUAAUGAGGUCAAUGAAAUCAAAGUGGAAGAUAUUCAGAAAGCAUUUGGAAUCAUUCUGUACAUGGGUAUUUUGAAGUUGCCCAACAGACGAAUGUAUUGGCAGCACAAUACUAGAGUGGACAUUAUUGCCAACACAAUGGGAGUGAAUCGUUUUGCCAAAAUCAUGCAACUGCUUCAUUAUAACGACAAUAAUUUGAUUCCUGCCAGUAACAGUGAAGAUUACAACAAGUGUUAUAAGAUCCAGCCCCUUGUAGAUUAUAUCAGAAACAAGUUCUUCGAAGUUGUCGUCCCAGAAACCUAUGUCGCAGUCGAUGAGCAGGUUGUCCCCUUCAAAGGAGCCAGUGGCCUAAAGCGCUAUCUCCCAAAGAAACCAAAAAAGUGGGGGUAUAAGUUGUGGGCUCUUGCUGGUGUUUCAGGGUAUGUCUAUACCUUUGAAAUAGAUGGAGAGAAAGGGAAAACUGGUCCUCCAAGUGGCUGGGAUGCACCAGAAAAGUGUGGUGAAAGUGGGUUUGUCGUUUUGCGUUUGAUCCAGAGGCUUGAAGCAAAUAAGCACAAACUUUUCUUUGAUAAUUUUUUUUCUUGCCCAGAGCUAAUUGCAUAUUUAGGUACUAAAGGUUUUUGGGCUUUGGCUACAUUGAAUUGUAAUAGGUCUAGAAAAUGCCCGUUGCCUAGCGAAAGCCAGCUGAAGAAAAGUGGCAGAGGUUCUUCAGAACAAAAUGUAAAUAAGGAAAGAUCAGUGGUCGUAACGUCAUGGUAUGACAGCAAAAGAGUUUUGAUGAUAUCCAAUUUUAUUGGAAGAGAUCCAGUGGGAGAAUGCACCCGGUAUGUCCGCAAGGAGAAGGCAAACGUAAAUGUCAAACGACCUGCUUCGGUUCAGUUGUAUAACAACUACAUGGGAGGUGUAGACAAGUCCGAUAUGAUGCUGGCCCUGUAUCGCACAAAAUAUAGAUGUCGAAAGUGGUACCAGAGAAUUGCAUUGCACAUGAUUAGUCAAUGUGCUGUGAAUGCAUGGAUAAUUUACAAAGAGAUUGGAGGAACUAAAAGCUAUUUAGAUUUCCUCACUGAAGUUUGUGUCACCCUCAUGGUUGGAAAGCCAAGAAGUGAGGAGUCGGAUGAAGAUCUGCCCGAACCACCACCAUCACCAAAGAAGAGAAUGAGAGCCUCAAGCAUUCCUGAGUCUGUGAGAUUUGAUAAGUAUGACCAUUGGCCUAUUCUCAUGGACAUACCAAAUGCACAAAGAUGCAAAAUGGACGGUUGCAAAAAGAAAACAAUGUUUAUGUGCAGCAAAUGCAAUGUGUAUUUAUGUGUCACUAAGAACACUUGCUUUUUAAAUUUUCAUGGAAAAUGACUUUUAUGGGUUGUAAAAAAUAGCUAGCAAACUUGGUAGGGCAAAAAACUUUACUGUAUAAAUAAAUUU